AUGGCCUCGUCCGCAGAGAUCGUGGAGGGUGUGCCCACUCCAGUCCUGCGCCUGCUCCCCCCGGUGACUCUGCUUCAUAACUUCGAACUGCAACGCCAGAACCAGCACAUGGUUCAUUUCAUCUCUCAGCUGCAGGAACAGCAUCAGUUGAGCGAUCAUCUUACCGCGAACAUCACGCAUGCGUUCCGACUCGCGCUGCGACGCGAUCUUGACACUCUCAUAAAGUUUGGGACCUUGAUAAAAGACCAGCUGCGAGGACGCGAGGUUCUUGCUGACCACUUUAACGCUUGGGCCGAAGCAGCUGCGGCUCUCCGCCGCCUUGGAUUUUCACGGCCCAGCCAAAUUCCCACCGAAGCGUCGGUUCUCGAGCAGCAAUUGCGUCGGUGCGUUCUGAAUCAUAUGAAGUACGGUUUCCAGCAUCUCUACAAUGAGUACAAUGGACAGCAUGAUCAGAUCAUUGAUACUGUGUACAAAGCGCUCGAGAAACGCUUUGGCAGUACACUCGUCAACGAAACCGUUCGCGAGCUCCGUGAAGCAAACAAUCUUGUUGAUCUGUCAGAGGUACAUCGCCUUCUUUUGCCCAAGGCUUUGCACGAGUCCUUUAGGACUCGCGAGGCACCUGUCUCGACUUCUCCUAGCCUCGGCAUGGAUCAGCGCAUGCCUCGCUACCCAAAGAAUAAGAAGGCCGCCGUUCCACUGAAUUGCCCUGUCGACCUCUACGAACAACUUUCUGUGGUCAUGAAACAGGGCGGCAUUCCUAUCGCGGACUACUUUGCCAUUGCCAGCCAUGUCUGUCGCAUAAAGCAGCAGACUCACCCGGGAACCGAGAUGGCAAUCAUUGAUGCCUUUAUCGCCGGAAUAGACAACGAGCUUUACCGCCGGCGAAUGGUUCACUGGCUACGUAAAGGAAGAUGGAACUGGGAGGCCGUCUCUCAGUACGUCGAAAUUCUGAGUCGUGAGGAAAUCUACUUGGCCAAUCAGGAGUAUGCCCUUCAGCACCAACUUGAGGAUGGAUCGGUUCUUUUGCCGAAUGGAAGCAGAAGCUACCGCUUCACUUUCCUGCCGCCUAUCAACGAUGAAGAUCUUACUUCCAGUGAUGAAGAGUGA
Penicillium argentinense is the source of this 1107-nucleotide messenger RNA. RefSeq lists its product as uncharacterized. Bases 1 to 1107 code for a protein of 368 amino acids. NCBI's taxonomy places the organism in Eukaryota, Fungi, Ascomycota, Eurotiomycetes, Eurotiales, Aspergillaceae. The transcript has a single exon. The record is from RefSeq and is a predicted model, not a curated record.